GCACCUUUGCGGGAACAAAGGCAAUUUCCAGUAUGGCUCGUGGAGGCGCUCUACCUUCCGGUGUGAAGAUUACCGGUACUCUCAUUUCUUCUACGCGGGGUCAGAGGCGAGGUCGUCACUGAUGUUAGACUAAUCACAGCCGCUUCUAUAAACCCACCUCUCUUCAUCACCGUCUUCGUCGUCGAAUCUUCGUCCUCUGUUCGAACUCUCCAUCGUCUCACACGUCUAUGCUGGCGCAGAUCGACAAGGCGCUCGUGCGAGACAUGCAGUACUUCAUCGACGACAGCGACUUCCUGCGACGGUCCCCAGAAUCUCCACAACCUCUCUCUCGUGCGAACCUGGAGAAGUUCAACGCGUCACCCCCGAAGGGGGCAUCACGAUCUCCCUUUGAUCUCUUUCGUCCUGCUCAGCACCAAUGGAGCGAGGAAGACGUAACGCAAUCUCGACGAACGCAGCAGCAGCAGCAAGAUGGACCGAAGCUCUGGCUGUCGCCACACACCGCCGAUUGCUUCCUCGUGGUGUCGCACCCAACCACUCGGCCUCGUGCUUCAGCUGUCGCUAGCAGGUCAAUUACAUCCGAGCAGCAGGCUGCAUCGUCUCCCAUGGCCAUUUCCAACUUGGUGUGGCGGGAGUCUAGUCCAGCUUCCGACUCACCACCGCAAUCUACUACCUCGUCACGAAAGCGAUCUCGAGACGCAAGCCCAAACACGGAAGCGUCUCCACUGCUGAGACCAUUGGCCAGUCUUCAUGAAGCUGCCGAACCGAGCUCAUCGCACGACAUUUUGCAUGAUGACGAACGCAAUCUCAGAUCACUACGUCUCGUCGCGAGUUCUAUUUCUCAGCACCUAGACUCGGGAGAGCAAACAAAGAGGAGAAAGAGCUCGGCCCUUCCUGCAUACUCGCAGCGGACAGGGUCUUCCUCAAAUAUUGCUCCUGGCGACAGACCCUUGCCCUCCAGCUCCUCUUCGGCCGCAUCAUCGGCUCAGACUGGACGUCGGGACGAUGUGCGUGUGUACCGCGUGCACAAGUCCAUCAUGACACAGUGCAAUCUCCUCUGGGAUCUCUUCGAGUCGGCAUCAUCGUCCACUCCACCGCCUGUCAUGCAGAGCAUCGGAGCAGCCACCGCGGAAGGUCGUCGCCACUCGGAAUCUUCCAAAAGUCGACCGCCACAAUUGCAACGACUUGCCUGUCCAUCAUUCAUGGCUAAACAGGAGACAGUGUCGCUAAUGAUGCACCGCAGACCGUACCCGCCCUCCAAACGCUUUCCAGGUCUCUCACUACCAACAUUGCUACCCAGCGGUGUCGGCACUGAUCACUCCUCUCCCGUCUCCCCCACAUCUGCUCCAGCCGGUGCGUCCUUCAAGUUCGGUCCUUCGCAGGCGAAGGAGACGUCUGCACUCAACACUGUACAUAUGCCUGUACCGGAUGGAGAGACGAUACCUGUGCUCCUGCACUACCUCUACCACCACUCCCUCUCGCAUCUCGCCACCGCUCUAAAUCGUCAGGCUACCGCUUCCGUCAGCUCUACCGAUGGGCGGAGUACAGAGGUAGCUGUAGACAAGGACAAGGAGAAAGACAAGGAGGAGCACUACCGUCGUCUAGUCGGGGGUUUGAUUGCCAACUUCGACUACCUAGGCGUUGAGGCACGCGAGCCAAGGGAAUGGCUCGCGAACGAGUGGAAGAGACUUAGCACCACCCCUACUUCUGGUGACGUUGCUAUGGAGGGGGAGCGACUGACGAGUCUGGGUCUGCGACCGCCUACUACCUCGCCUCGGGCGCCGACUAGACGUCUCGAGUAGUACAUAGUCUUUCUACGUUGUGGUAUACCUUGAAUUU
This is a messenger RNA of Microstroma glucosiphilum, 1836 nucleotides long. RefSeq lists its product as hypothetical. Lineage: Eukaryota; Fungi; Basidiomycota; Exobasidiomycetes; Microstromatales; Microstromataceae. The record is from RefSeq and is a predicted model, not a curated record. Bases 228 to 1799 code for a protein of 523 amino acids. The transcript has a single exon.